AUGUCUUUGUCAGAUAGCGUCAUUCGAUCUUUUGACGGGAGUAGACAAUUGCAGCAACACCAACAAUCAUUUUCGAAUGAUGUGUAUUCGACUACACCGAAUGGACUUAAAGUAUCUCCUGUAUUUGGUAUCGAGAAUAUAUAUUCAUUCGACCUUCUUCAAUCAAAUAAACGUAGUGUCUUUCAACGACUUCCUUCAUUCUCUAAUACUUUAUAUAAAAAUAUAACCAACUCUGUUUUGAAAAAUGAAAAUGAAGACGACGAUGACGAUGAAGCAUUUUUGAUCAAUUCAUCCUCACGAAUAUAUAUUGAAUUGAAUGAUAUGGAAUUACCGUCUGUUCAAGCUCCAUCCUUUUCUACAUUAGCUGCUCAAAAUUCUUCACCAGUCCAACUUCUUACUGGUUCAAGUUUAUCUUUACAACAAGUUAUAACACCUUCAACAGCUGCUUCAGUCAUUUAUAAUAAAUUGUUGACCGAAGAAACACAUCCGUCAUUAUCAAUGCCUAAAAAAUCAAGUUCAUGUAUCCGACAGCAAAGAAAAUUUAGUGAAAUCGUUACCAGUGAUGAAUUCUUGGAGGAAAUCAAGCGAAGACGGAAAAGAAGCGCAUCAAAGCAAAAGCUGCACAGCAACGUGAAGACAAAAAAGUAAAAAUUUUAACAAAAAAAGAAAACACAAAGAAAAAAGACUAAGACAAACUAAAUAUUUUAACUGUGAAUGUCCUGUGUUUAUGUGUACACUUUUGAUAUAUUGUAAAUAUUCUACAUGUUUCCUUAAAUUAAUUUUAUGUUUAGGAUGAAAUGCUCAAUAGAUUUUCUUCUUCACAGAAACUUCCAUUUUAUUAAUUGAAAAUACCAUUCAAACUAAACUUGAUCUGAUGAAUUUUCUUUGAGUGCUUGCUCAAUAUUUCACACCGUGAGCUGCUAAUCAAAUGCAAUAUUGAAAGAGGUUAUGCAUAUACUAUGCAUAUGAACUUGUUGAAUCUGUAUUGGUAGACACUAACUAGAAAUCCAAACUAAAAACUAUGAAUAACCUAUUAUUUCUCUAAAACAAUGCUAUCAUUGUAACUGCUUUUCUGGUUUUAAUGUUUACAAAUACAAAGUGCACGAAAAAUGUGAACAUAAUUUUGAAAUUUUCAACAGUCUUUCCUGUAAAAUGAAAUUUGAUACAAAUAUCAUCUUGUUGAAUUUAUUUUUUAUUUUUUCUUAUUGAACCGCUAGUAUGCUGUAGACAAAAUAAUUCUGAAGAUCUUUGCAAGUGGAAGUGU
Rotaria socialis is the source of this 1264-nucleotide messenger RNA. The record is from the annotation of a GenBank genome assembly. Lineage: Eukaryota; Metazoa; Rotifera; Eurotatoria; Philodinida; Philodinidae.